CUUCUCAUGCUGCCUCUGCCACCUUCUCGGGUAGAAGACAUCAUUUCAACUCUAACGCAGCAUGAUCGAAACGUACAGCCAACCUUCUCCUCGAUCUGUGGCCACUGGACCACCCGUCAGUAUGAAAAUUUUUAUGUAUUUGCUUACUGUUUUUCUUAUCACCCAGAUGAUUGUGUCAGCACUUUUUGCUGUGUAUCUUCACAGAAGAUUGGACAAGAUAGAAGAUGAAAGGAAUCUUCAUGAAGAUUUUGUGUUCAUGAAAACGAUACAGAGAUGCAACAAAGGAGAGGGGCCUUUAUCGUUACUGAACUGUGAGGAAAUUAGAAGCCAGUUCGAAGGCUUCGUCAAGGAUAUAAUGCUAAAUGAAGAAGUGAAGAAGAAAGGAGAAAACUUUGAAAUGCAAAAAGGCGAUCAGGAGCCUCAAAUUGCGGCACAUGUCAUAAGUGAGGCCAGCAGUAAAACAGCAUCUGUUCUACAGUGGGCCCAGAAAGGAUACUACACCAUAAGCAACAACUUGGUAACCCUCGAAAAUGGGAAACAGCUGGCCGUUAAAAGACAAGGACUCUAUUAUAUCUAUGCCCAAGUCACCUUCUGUUCCAAUCGGGAAGCUUCGGGUCAAGCUCCAUUUAUAGCCAGCCUCUGCCUGAGGUCCGUGAGUGGAUCUGAGAGAAUCUUACUUAGAGCGGCAAAUACCCACAGUUCCUCCAAACCUUGCGGGCAGCAAUCCAUUCACUUGGGAGGAGUAUUUGAAUUGCAACCAGGUGCUUCGGUGUUUGUCAACGUGACUGAUCCAAGCCAAGUGAGCCACGGGACCGGCUUCACAUCUUUUGGUUUACUCAAACUCUGAACAGUGUAACCUCGCAGGCUGCGGCUGAGCUGAUGCUGGCAGUCUUCAUAAUACAGCAGGGCAGUUAAGACCACCCCCUGUUGAACUGCCUAUUUAUAACCCUAGGAUCCUCCUCACGGAGAACUAUUUAUUAUACACCCCAAGGCACAUAGGGCUGCAAAAAGUGAAUCACGGGGCGGGUGAAACCCAAACAGGCCCUGUUCCAUAAGAGCUUAGAUUCUGAGGCAGCAACCCCACUGAUGCAGACAUCCCGAGAGUCCUAUGGAAAGACAGGCCAUUAUGCACAGAUUGAAUGCUGAGUAAACAGCAGAUAAUUAGCCAAGUUCAGUUUCGUUUCUUUGCAUACAGUGUCUUUCAGUGGAUAAUGUAUUUGAUUUAUCAGUGAAGAUGCGGAAGGGAAACAGGGAGCCUCAGCUCACAUUCAGUUAUGGUUGAUUCUGGGUCCCUGUGGCCCCGAUGGAGGGGGCAGGCUCUAGAAAGUCUAAUGCAGUGGAGAACAGGAAAACCCUGCCCCCACCAACCACCCUGACACUCAUUCUCUCUCUCUCUCUCAUAAACACACACACACACACACACACACACACACACACACACACACAGGAGUCAAGCUGUUGCUAAUCAGUUAUCUUAUUUCAACCCCAUCCCUAUCUCCACCACUGUAGAUGGGAGGGGGGAGAAGAGAGCAGCUCUGAGCCUGCCCCCUCCUCCUCCUGAAAUGACUGUAUUUAAAGGAAAUCUAUUGUAUCUACCUGCAGUCUCCAUUGUUUCCAGAAUGAACUUGUGAUUAUCUUGUUAUUUAUUUUUUGAAUAAUAAAGAUCCCUUAACGUUA
Equus quagga is the source of this 1677-nucleotide messenger RNA. RefSeq names its product CD40 ligand (gene CD40LG). Gene Ontology annotation, molecular function: tumor necrosis factor receptor binding. Gene Ontology annotation, cellular component: membrane. Gene Ontology annotation, biological process: immune response. The record is from RefSeq and is a predicted model, not a curated record. The transcript is spliced from 5 exons. Lineage: Eukaryota; Metazoa; Chordata; Mammalia; Perissodactyla; Equidae. The coding region runs from base 62 to 847 and encodes 261 amino acids.